AUGGUUUUCAUGCAUAUAUUUCUGCUGUUCGCGUAUCUCUCAAACUUUUAUGUGGAGUGUGGUGUAGAGGUUGAUGACGUCAUUGCUGACGCUAUUCAAGACACAUACAGAGAUCCUCAACGUAAAUUCGGAGAAGGAGAUGGCAAUAUUCCUGAUACCGGCAACAGCUUUGCUUUUCUCCAGAAACAGAAGGAAGACGAAGACAGGAUAGCGAGGGCGGGGUACAAAUAUAUGAGUAUGAUAAAAAAUCUCAUCCAAAGAUCCGGGAAAACAUUUCGAGAUUUAGAGAGUAGCGAUGAGUAUCAAAGAUCUCUCCGGGCUCAACUGUGUGAUACAGUCCCUACCUCAUGUAAAAAAUACAAGAAUUCAAGAUAUCGAAGUGCUGACGGCUUAUGCAAUAAUCUCCGCAAUCCAACAUGGGGUAUGGCACUGCAGGCCCAUGCGCGGUAUUUAAAACCCAUCUAUGAUGAUGAGUACACCAGUCCGCGUCAAAGAGGUAGAAAUGGAGGCACACUUCCAAGUCCAAGAGAGAUCAGUAACAAAGUAUUGGCCGGAGAUAUGUUGACACCUCCAGACAGCAAGCGGAAUUUGAUGUUGUUCACCUUCGGUCAAUUUAUAGACCACGACUUGACUUUUACGCCCAUUGUUAUUGGAGAAAAUGGAAGUCCUCUUGAUUGUUGUGGAGUCGAUGCUUCGGACUCUGAGUGUUAUGUGAUAGAAAUCCCAACAGGCGAUGCUCGAUUUCCAAGCAGAACAUGUAUGGAUUUUUCUCGCUCAAUACCGACUCCACAUGACGAAGGCUGCAGCAUAGGCCCUAGGCAACAGGUGAACCGACUAUCUUCCUUUAUUGAUGCAGGAAUGUUAUAUGGAGACUCUAAACGAUUUAAUGAAAAUCUUAAUGGACAUGUUGGAACCAUGAGGACGUCAUCAGGUGACAUACUUCCUCCUGGAGGAGCCUGUCAGACAUCUCAAACAGAAGAUUUCUGCCAACUGGCUGGUGACGAAAGAUCAAAUGAAUUCCCUUCUUUGGGUGGUCUCCAUGUCGUAUUCCUUCGCCUUCACAAUAUCAUAGCAAACAAAUUACGCCAAUUAACUGGACAAUCUAGUCAAGAUGUGUUUUUGGAAACAAAGAAGAUUAUGGGCGCCAUUAUGCAACAAGUGACGUACGGGGAAUACCUUCCCGCUAUUUUAGGGAAAGAUACUAGGAAAAAAAUGUCUCUAAACCUUCGACAAAAAGGUUAUUGGAAUAAAUAUGAUCCUAAGGUGAACCCCACUGUUAAGAACGUCAUUGCUACUGCAGCACUUCGAUAUGGACACUCACAGAUUCCUCCAGAGCUAGGCUAUAUGACGAGGAUGUUUGCCACAUCUAGAGUAUUUAAAUCGGAAGAUGUCUUCAUGGAUCCCCAUAUAGUUGUUACACAACAAGGACAAAACAUUCCAGAUUUGGCGCGGUUUUUAUUAGCCACGCCCUCAAGAAAGAUUGAUAGACAAAUUGAAAAUGCCGCCAGAAAUGAAUUAUUUCGUGAUAUAAAUGGAGUAACGUUUGACUUAAUGUCAUUCAACAUUCAAAGAGGGCGGGACCACGGUUUACCUGCCUACAACGAAUGGCGGAAGUGGUGUAAACUUCCGGUAGCAAACACUUUUUCCGAAUUACAAGAUCAUAAUUCUGACACGAUUGCAAGAUUGCAAAAUGUUUAUGACCACGUUGAUGACAUCGAUGUGUUCGUUGGAGGUAUUUCAGAAAUACCUCGCGCAGACGCAGUUGUAGGUCCACUUUUCGAAUGUUUACUAGGAUGGCAGUUCAGAGACCUAAGGUUUGGGGACAGAUAUUGGUACGAAAAGCGGGGGAUAGAGGGAUUCUCUAGAGGUCAACUUAGAGAAAUAAGAAAAAUGACGUUAUCUAAGAUUCUUUGUGAGACGCUGAAUCUGGAUACAAUUCAGGAAGAAGUUUUCAACCUCGUAGGAUCAAAAAAUCCCCGUGUUAAGUGUUCUUCAUUGCCCUUAAUGGACCUUUCAGAGUGGAAGAAAUCCCCCUUUCCCUUCAUUCACUGGAGAAAAUUUCUAAGUUCAGUGGGACUUUAUAAUUAACAUCCACAAGAACCUGUACCGAAUGACGAGAAGCAGGCUUAGACCUCUUGAGUUGAAUUAAAAUUUCUAUUGUGUAUAAAUAGAAAUGACUUGAUUUUUUU
Molecule: messenger RNA, 2189 nt
Organism: Saccostrea echinata
Lineage: Eukaryota; Metazoa; Mollusca; Bivalvia; Ostreida; Ostreidae
Product: thyroid peroxidase-like
Exons: 14
Coding region: 1-2088 (695 amino acids)
Biological process (GO): response to oxidative stress
Molecular function (GO): heme binding; peroxidase activity
Source: RefSeq, a predicted model, not a curated record